GUUUUGCUCUACUCAAAUUUCCGUGUUCUGUGUGUGCUCAAAAUUAGCGGGUGCUCCGCUUGUUUAUUUCUGACAGUGAUUGUAUUGUAUUCCAAGACGGUCCAAGUUGAAGUUGAACUUUAUAUUCAAAAUCUAGUUACUUGACUUUAUGCUGAGUAGGCUAUGUUCGAGAGCAUCUCAAUGGCUGAACGACAGACAAGCCUUCCUAACUCUACCUUUCACCCUAGGCUUAGAGACUCCCAUCUAUUCUUAGCACCAUCAAUGACCUAUGAACUGAGUUGAAGCUAUAUAGGCCUAUAUGGGAACAACUCUGAAUCGAUUCACUGCUCGCACCCACCGCACCAUAUCAAAGAUAGAGUACAAAUACAUUGAAGCGACAGAAAUGCGGUUUCUUAUACUAGGAGUAGGAGACUGCACUGAGUAUCAUGGAAGGAAAAGAAAUCAAAUGAGGUUGCACCGUUGUAUUUGCUUCAAUAUCUUUACAUUUGAAAAGUAAAGAUUUAAAAUGGAUGCAUUAACAUCAGAAGUACCUUCUACCUCAAGUGUUGCCCAUCAUGCUACAGGGUCCUCGACAAUAUCUGCAGCUAAUGAAAGUAUACCUGAGAGAGGCAAAAGUAACAGCAGCUCUAGUCUCAUGAGUCGAAUGGUACUCAAUGACAACAAGGCUGGCAUGGAGGGUCUGGACAAAGAGAAAAUAAACCAGAUAAUUUAUGAGGCUUCGAAAGGAUCCAAAUUUUAUGAGAAUGAAAGAAAGAAGGAGGAGCAACUGAACUUGAGAAUAAAGGAGCAACAGUUUCAAAUGGAUAAACUCACGCCUGGAAAACUACAGGAAGGCAUAAGAGAGGCAGAUCGCAUUAUAGAAAACUUAAACCAAAGAUAUGAUUUAUCGCACACAAUUGUCCACGUAGACAUGGAUGCAUUUUACGCUGCUGUGGAGAUGAGGGAUGAUCCAAGGCUCAGAAAUAAACCAAUGGCUGUUGGAGGCAUGGGGAUGUUGAGCACUUCAAAUUAUAUUGCUCGUCGAUUUGGAGUGCGUGCUGCUAUGCCUGGUUUCAUCGGACUGAAGCUUUGCCCAGAUCUUGUAAUGGUCAAGCCAAACUUCACCAAGUACACGGCUGUCAGUCAUCUGAUUCGUGAAAUCUUUGCUACAUAUGACCCGAACUUCUGUCCAAUGAGUUUAGAUGAAGCUUACCUGGAUUUUACGUCUCAUCUGGACUGGCGAAUUACUUCUUCCGCUAUAGAUAGGACAUUUCUUCUGCGCCCAAGAUCUGUAUUAGAUGCCUCUAACAUUGAGUCGUCUGCAGAUUCAGCUUGUGUUUGUGACUUAAAUAAAGUGUUACGACCUCUUUUAGUAAGCUCAGAUGAAUUACAGGAGAGAACACUCUCAGAUUUUUCAGUAUCUACAGUGAUUGAAAAAUUGUGUCAGAAUUCAGAGAGAUUUAAAAUAUGUCCUGAGUGCCAGAAAAGUUUUCCCUCCUUCAAAGCCAAAGUAUAUGGAGUCAGCACGGAAGAUGCUGUGCUGGAGAUGAGAAAUCGUAUUGAACAACGAACUCUCCUGACUGCAAGUGCAGGUAUUGCUCCUAACACGAUGUUGGCGAAAGUCUGCUCUGACAGAAACAAGCCUAAUGGACAGUUUCGCAUUCAGCCAAGCAGGGAGGAAGUCACAAAUUUUGUGGAAAGUCUGCCUAUACGGAAGAUUUCAGGUGUGGGUAAAGUGACAGAAAAGCUCUUGGGAGCUCUUGGUGUAUCCAUCUGCAGCGACCUGCACCUACAGAGAGGUGUGCUCUAUCACCUGUUCUCACCCACAUCUUUCCGUUACUUCAUGAGGAUAUCCUUAGGCCUUGGCUCCACCUUGAUAGAGAGGGACGGCGAGAGAAAGAGCAUGAGUACAGAAAGAACCUUCAACGAACUGAACCAGCCUGAGGAGCUGUACGAGAAGUGUAGAGAGCUGAGUCGUGCUCUGGCAGAAGACUUGCAGGAGGACCGCCUGGUGGGGAAAACAGUGACGUUGAAAAUCAAGACCGUGGCGUUCGAAGUGAAGACCCGUAGCCAUACUUUACAAUAUGACACAAAUGAUGAGAACAAAAUAUUCCAGGCGGCCAAACAGCUUCUGAAGACAGAAAUGAAAGCUGAGGCUCCCCAGCCCCUGAGGCUCAGACUCAUGGGAGUGAGAAUGUCCAAACUAAGUUCUGACAGUGGUCGUUGCACCUUGACCAGCAUGUUCCAAAGGCAGAUGGAGAAAAACUCGGUGACAGGGACGGCACCAGCAAAGGUGGAUGUAGAAGACAAGCCAUCUGACAGACUCGACUUAACUGGACUAGCAGGAACAUCUGACGUGGUUGAGGGAGAUUUUCACUGUAUAGAGAGUACUGGAGAUGAUGACUGCGCAAUAACCUCAUCAGAUUGUGAUAUGCAAAAUGUAGAAAAGUGGGACCAAAAUGAUAAUGGAUGUAGUGAGUUUGAUGUCAAACGUCUAUUGGAAGCCAAGAGGCAUACUGCAAAGAAAGGCAGCCAAGGGAAGGGUAAACAAACUGUGAGCAUUCUUAACUUUGUCCGCAAAGCUGACGAAAAACAAACUCCUAAAGUUUGUGAUGAAAGUGAAGAUAGCAGUUGCAGUUUAUUUGAAAAUUCAAAGUCGGAGGCAGUUGUUGUGAUUGAUGGGGAAUAUGAGGAAGCUGUUCCUGAAAGAGGUGAUAUUCUUUUUGCAAAAGUCCCUUCAGAAGCUGUUCCAGAGUUUACCAAUGAGGAGCCAGACCUUGUGCGUUGUCCUAUCUGUUGUCAGCAAAAGAGAAACUGGCCUCUAGAUUUGUUCAAUGACCAUGUGGACCUGUGUCUCAACAAACAAACCAUCAAGGAUAUUUUACAAGAUCAAGAGUCUCAGAUGGCUUCGACAUCGUCCUCAACCCCCUCUGACUUGAAUAUGACUACCAACAGGAAAAGACAAAAGCAGGAUGUCCAGCUUCCAAGCCAGAAAAAAGGGGUCAAGCGAUCUAAGGGCCAGUCAAGUUUGUUGUCUUUCUUCAAAUGACCUUUGACUAUAGUAUGAGAGCAAUACUUUUGUGUGAUCUUUUCAACAUAUGCAUCGUAAGGUCUGUGUUCAACUUAAAGUGGAUGUAUGUGAAUGCAAAAUUGUGCCAUAUUGUGUUCAUUUUUGUCAUAAAUCUUAUCCCUACAGCUAUUAGGUUAAGUCUGUGACCUACUGACUUAACUGCAUUAACUGUACAAUGCUGAAUUUGUUUGAGUGAGUGAGAAGCCUGUGACAGAGUUUGAAUGUACAAUAUAAUGACUGUGGGUGGUCAAAAUCCAUUUGAAAAAUGAAGAAUGUUCUUGUAGAAUAAAUUUUGACUCUGUUUGAGUUGGACUCUUGAAACUAGCAUGAUUUUCAUUUGUCUUUAUAGGUGACUUUUUUCUUAAGUAGUGCACCAUAUCUAAGGGCAUGUCUUCUGUGGAAGAAGGAGCUUUUUCUGCUUUACUGGCAGCGUAAAAAAAAAAGUAGGCCCUACACUUACUAAGUUACAGUACAGUUCUGCUGUCUGACAGUAUUUGAUGAGUAAAGUACACAUUGCAAUGUUUUCUUGAUCUCUCUACUGACCCAUAUUUGUUGCAAAGCUCACAAAUUAAAGAGGAGAAUAAUAAUAAACAUAGAGGAGUUUGCUUUUGCUUAUAAUUUUAAUAUAUAUGAUUCAUGGCCCAAAUGGGAUGGUUAAAAAAAAAGUUUUUUACCUGUAGUUGUUUGAUGCCCCAAUUAGCGCAAAUGGUAUGAUUGAUACUAUUAUGUCAACUUUAAUUCAAAAUUUCUUUACUCUACUGUAACUAAAAAAGACACGAGGAAAGAGAAAAGCUUUGCUGUUUGCAGGCCAAUUUUUUUCUGUGAUAUAUAUAUAUAUAUAGUAACAAAUUAAAACAUGUUUAAUGUUAAGAUUUGGAAUUGUUCAUCUGUGCAUCAUAUUAGAAGUUAAAAAGAAACAAAUAAUUUUAUUUUUCACAUUGACAGCCUGCUUUUUAUUUACCAUCUGUGACUCAUGUAUUAUCAAAAAAAGGAAAGAUUAGAAAAGGUAUAUAUUUUUACUUAAGGUCCAAUAUUUGAACAGAAAACAGCAAGGCUAGUUUGCUUCUAAACACUUGGUUGAAUUCCUUUAAAGUUUGAUCUAUGAAAGCGGAGGUUUAAAUUAAUAGUUUAGGAAAAUGAAUGAAAUCUUUACCUUAGGUGUCCAGUAAUUUGGAGGGUUUUUUUUUUGUUGUUGUUGUUCAUUUUGACAUGCAGUGCAAAUGUUGGCAAUGUAUUAUCUCUUUGAGCUAAGCCCUAGGGCCAACUCACACUUGUUAAUUGAAUCUGAAUCUGGUUAAUUCAAUAAUUGGUCUUGAAAUCAACAAAUUCUGAAGCGUGCUGAAAAAAUGAGUUACGUCUCGGAUUCGAGCCCAAUUUAUGAGUAUGAAAUAAUGAAAGCAGGCAUGUUAUACUUUUAAAGAAAAUCAAUCAAUUUGACCCUAGUGUUGAUUUUUGGCCAGUAUCUCCAUUUGUAGAUAGCAAGAAGUAACUCGUUUUGUCAGCACCCCUCUCAUUUUAGAAUACAAGGUUCUUUGGUUUAUCUCUUAUUUUGUUGUGUGUGGCAGAAAACACGUAUAGUACAUCAUGAGAACACAUUUUUUCCUAUUUAUGCACACUUCUAUUUUUUAUUAUUUGGUGAUCAACAUAUUUGUGAUACUUUUCUUUAUUAUGUUUGUUAUGAUUAAAUAAAAAAUGUGCCAUUCCAAUAU
Messenger RNA from Aplysia californica (California sea hare), 4758 nucleotides. Its product is annotated as DNA polymerase kappa. The transcript is spliced from 12 exons. Gene Ontology annotation, molecular function: damaged DNA binding; DNA-directed DNA polymerase activity. Bases 506 to 3028 code for a protein of 840 amino acids. NCBI's taxonomy places the organism in Eukaryota, Metazoa, Mollusca, Gastropoda, Aplysiida, Aplysiidae. The record is from RefSeq and is a predicted model, not a curated record. Gene Ontology annotation, cellular component: nucleus. Gene Ontology annotation, biological process: error-prone translesion synthesis.